Blepharisma stoltei is the source of this 4514-nucleotide messenger RNA. The record is from the annotation of a GenBank genome assembly. Lineage: Eukaryota; Ciliophora; Heterotrichea; Heterotrichida; Blepharismidae.
AUGGAACGUCAACGUACAGGAGAUAUUCAAAGAAAUAGAGAAAUUCAUGACCUUCUUGACCAGAUUGAGGUUCCUGAAGAAAGUAUGAGUGAUCUUUCUUCAAUGGUAUCAGGCCGUUCAAAUUAUGAGCCUGAGUCUCAGGUAUAUGCUAGAACUCCGAAUUCCCCUCCUAGGCAAUUAGAAGAGUAUUUUGAUAAUUCGAUAAAUUCUUCAAUAGCGCUUCACACUUCGCCAAUUGAUAAUGUUAAAUUGCCGUUUGAAGAGGAAUCGAGAGAUAACAGCAAUUAUUCACAGCACCAUUCUCAAGCAUUUACUUCACAACAAGUGUCUAGAAUGAUGGAUUGGAGCAAAAGCCAUAUUACUCCGACUGAAGGGAUAUUUCCACAGGUUUCAGCACCAAGUAUGAGCAUCGACCAGGACCAAGAUAUGUGGGAUGAGUCUGCCGCUGAUUCUUCAAUGGUGCAGCAUAUGAGAUCUCGGACUUCUUUUGAAAAAGAACAAAAAAGAUCAGACUCAUCCCAUGGAUUGCCUGUUUUAGACUUGCCGACUCAUGAAGAAAUGCCGAGCAGAGAAGUUAUAACGUUUUCUCCUGGAAAUCAAGACCAAAAUUGGUAUUUUAAUCCAGGUACCAUAAUUUCGAAGAGAUCUUCAACUAAUCAUAGCUUUAGGACUUAUCAAAGAUCAAGCUUGUCUACAGAACUUGUCGCGCAAGGCAGCGCACUUCUGGCAAAUGCAGGGAACCACCAUUUUGCCUCAGAGUAUUCUUUAGCCCAAGCUAGAGACAAUGCAGUUAUAUGUGAUGAAAUGCAAAAACUGAAAAAUGAGCUGGUUAAUAUAAAAAUUGCGCUGAGAACAGAACAAGAUCUUCAUGAAAACACAAAAAAAGAGCUGUAUGACUGCAGUAACUAUUUACAACAGCUAGAAGCUGAAAAAAGUGACAGUGAACAAAGAAAGGCAGAGCUUGAAGAGCAUCUAAAAAUGAUCCAGGCAAAAACUAAAGACAACUCGAGUCUUGACCAAUUGAGAGGCAAAGCUCUUGAGUAUGCAAGAAUUGAAAUAAAACAGCUUAAAACAUAUUUAUCUGAAAGGGAUAAAAAAAUACAAGACUUAGCACACGCACUCUCACAGAAAAAUAUGAUAGAAAGCAAUACUGCGAGAGAAAAAGAAAUAGAAGAGCUGACAUCAGAGCUCGCAAAAAUGAAAAUCUUGAACUCAACUCAGAACAAAAGAAUCCAAGAUUUGAUAGAAAAAAAGGAAGAGUCAUCAAAAUCGAAUGAUAAAUAUAGCUUGGGUAGACUUUUGGCAUUACCAGUUUGGAGUUGAUUUGCCGAUUUAAGAAGUUUCAGGAAAAAACCUACAUAAGGCACGCCAAAAGCGUUCCAAAGCUAUACAAAAAUGAAUUGAUGGCUAAAUCAGAAUCAUAUCAAUCAAAGAUUAAAAAUUUAACUUCUCAGGUAGACGAGUUGGCAAAUAUUAUAAAAGAGAAAAAUGAAGAAAUAGAACAACUUGAAAACGAAUUAAACGCUGCCAAAGAUGAAAUUAAAGAAGCAAAUCAGAUUAAAAUGAGUGAAUUUGAAGACAUACAGAACGCAAAAAUUAUGAUUGAAACUUUACAAAGUCAGCUGAAUGAUGUUCAAGCUGGAAGAACAGGAGCUGCAGAUUACGACUCUCAGCUUGCCAAAAUCAAAUCCAGUUAUGAAGAAAAACUAAGUGCUGCACAAAAAGAAACCCAGCAAUAUAAGAAAAAGACUUCAAAUCUUGAAGAAAGAGUAAAAGGUUUCGAGGUACAAAUUGAAAGGCUUAUGAAAGGCGAAAAAAAAGAAAUUUCUAUUGAUGAAUCUGAAGCCAAAGAAACAGUUGCAAUUAUGCAAGCAGAAAUUGAAAAACUGCAAACUGAGAUUGCUGAGCUGACAGAUAAAGUCACUGAUUUAAAAAAUGCUGAGAGGCAGCUGAAUGAGGAAAGAUUUGCAAUAACAAGAGAAAGAGAAGAAUUAAUUCAACAGAUCAAAGAUGAUAAAGCUAAAAGAAAAGAAGAUCUGAGGAAUACUGAAAAAAUGCAGUUAGAUCAUAAUAAAGCAAUUAGGAAAAUUGAAGUAGAGCUGCAGCAGUCUAAAGAUUUGAAUAGACAAUAUAAAGAAGAAAUGGAAAGCCUAAGGUUUGCAAGGGAUCAAGCAGAAAAAUUGGUAGAUACUUAUAAGAAGCAACUGGACGACUCAAAAGUUGGGACGUCAAGAGAGUUUAAAGUCAAUAAAGAAAAGGCUCGGGAUACUGAAAAGGAGAUUGCUAAGCUUAAGUCUACAAUAAAAUCAAUGAAUGCUCAAUUUGAAGAAGAAAAAGAAGAGCUUUUAUAUCAAAUUGAAGAUUAUGGAAAAAAAAUCCAGGAAUUAGAGGACGAAAUAAGGGCUUACCCUGACCCUGAAAAGCUUGAAUAUGAAAUUCGAAAAGAAUGCGAAGAAAAAGCUGCUCAAAAUCUUAAAAAACUAAAAGAAAGCUGGGAGGCUGAAAGAACUGAGUUUUUAAGAAAAAACCAAAGAUCAACACAAACAAGCUUUGACAUAGCCUCAUUUAAAGAAGAAAUAAAGCAUCAACUAGAGGUAGAAUAUGUCGAUAAAAUGAACAAGAAGCAGCAGCUGUUAGAAGAUAAAUGGAAAAAAGAAUGCACUCAAAAUUUGCAGCCACAGCUAGAAAAAGAAAUCAAAGAAAAAUUUGAAAAAAAAUUUGCCUCAGCUAAACAGAUGUUAGAAGAUAGCUACCAGAAAAGAGUUGAUGAGCUUAGCGAAGACUAUGUAAAAAGAGUAAAAAGCCUUGAAAGUGAAUAUGAAAAAAACGCAAAUAAUAUGGAAGAAGAUUUCCGAAAGAAACUUAUGUCAAUUGAGAGUGACUACAAUUUAAAUCUAAAAACAAUUAGAGAGCAAAAAGAAGCCAAUCAAAAUGUGUAUGAUGAAGCAAAAGAGGAGCUGCAGAAUGUGAAAGAAUCGUAUGAAGAAAAAAUAAAAAAUAUGGCAAAUAAAACUCGAGAGCUAGAAGGAGAGCUAAAAAAUAAAGAAAAAAUAUUGAGGGCACAAUAUGAAGCUGAAAUGAAUAUGAAGUUAAAUGAAAUGGAAAGGGUACUAAAAAACAAAAAAGAAGAAGCUGAAGAAAAAUUGAAUAAAGAAAAAUCAGAAUUAAUAAAUGGAUUUGAAACAGAAAGAAACGAUUACGAAAAGCAAAUAUCACAGCUGAAAAGUGAUUAUAAAAAGGCACUGGAUCAAUUGAAAAAUUAUAAAAACUUAGAAAAAGACUUUUUAAGCAAAGACGAAAUAUUGGAAAAUAAGCUUGAAGAAGUAGAAAAAGAAUACCAAUCUAAAAUAGAAGAGAUGCAAAGAAAUUUUGAAAGAGAAAAUUUAGAGAACAGCAAAGCCUUUACACAAAAAUUAAAAGAUCGAGAAAAAUUGCUAUUUAAAGAAUAUGAAGAUAAAAUUCACGAAAUUCAUCAAGAAUUAGAUAAGCAGCUUGAAAUUGAAAGAGUUAGGCACAACGAAUUAAUGAAUUUAAAAGAGCAAAAUACCAAAGCCGAAGUCCAAAGAGCACAAGAAGAACUUCUACAAAAUUUCAAAGAUAAAGAAAGGGAAUGAGAAGAAAAAUUGCAAAAACAAAAACUUCAGUAUGAAAGAGAAAUCAGAGCAAAAGACAUAAAAAUAGAAGACCUUAGCGAACUGAACUCUCUUGAAACUAAUAAAAUUAGAGAAGAAAUUAAAGAAGAGUUUAAAUUAAAAAUCAAAAAAAUGAAAGAAGAAUUUGCAAAGCAAAAAAGAGAUAUGGAAAGCGACGUUAGAAAAUCAAAAGAAGCAUCUCAUAACGCUUUAGAGCUCGCCAAAAAAGAUUUGGAAAGAUUUGAAAGCGAAAAACUUGACCAAGAAAGAAAAGAAUGAGACAAAAAACUCCAGCAAAAAAUAAAUAUUCUUACAUCCAAGCACCAAAAAGAACUUCAAGAUAAAGAAACACUAAUCCGCUUAGAAUUUGAAAAAGAAAAAAGUGACUCCUUAAAGCAACUUUCUCAUCAAUUAAAAAUGAAGUUUAAGAAAAGAGAAGACGAUUAUAAAAAAUAUUUUGAAGAGCUUAAACAAGCUGCAAUAGAAGAUAAAGCUCAUGAAAUUGAAAUUCAGGUUAAAAAAGAAACACAAGAAUAUUAUAAGAAAAUAAUGGAUAGGUUAAAAUCAAAACAUGCACAAGAAAAAGAAAAAAUUAUAGAAGAGACAGAAAGAAAGCUUGAAGAAAUGAGAGAAAAUUAUAAAAAUGAUCCCUCUAUUAACUCUUCUUAUUCGGACAUGCCAUUUGUUUAUAAUAAAAAGAGAAUUAGUUUUGGUCAAGAAAAUUGUAAUGAUAAAGAGAUUCUUUCGAGUCAAGUUCGAUUGUUUUCGAACAGAAUGAAUAUGAUUAUUGAAGAUUUAAGAAGCAGGGAAAUAGAAAAAAUUAGUGCUGCUGAGCCAACUCAAUUUUUUAAAGUUGGAUUGCUGCGUAUUCCUGGAAUUUAA